UUGAGACAGGAUAGCAACGGAUAUGAGGAGGAUGGCUGUCCAUCGCAACCUUUUAAAAUAAAAUGUAUUUUGUUGAUGCUCGGUUAUCGUGGUGGGAAAAUGCAUCUAGUGGACAUCACAUAAAGCACUGGAAUGGAUAAAUGAAUUUUGAGCUCCUUGGUAUUUGCAUAUGUGAACUUUGGAACUGAAAGAUGGUCGGUAUUAUCAAAAUUUCAGUUGGCAGUACGCAGGCCGUGAACUUCAUUUGCUUAGACAUUAAUUAGUGUUGUUUUACAAUAGGAUUUAUUAUUUCGAACGACUUUUAAGAAUGGAAGAAGUGUAUGUCAUCCGACUACGUGGUGUACCUUCCACAUCUACAUCUGAAACUUCUGCAUCCUCCGUUGACACCAACGACCUCAUCCGUGGCUCCGUCCUAGGUCUGGGCGUUUUGCAUGUUAUAUUUGGCCUGCUGGUGGUGGUCUUUGGCGUUCUACGGACAUCUGUUGAGGAUGAACCUGCUGCCACAGUUUUUGGCACAAUCUUUGGACCCUUUUUCGUGGCCACAGGUGUAUCUGCCUUCUUAUCGUGGAGGCGACCUUUCAGGAAGCUUAAAAUGAAAGUAUUUUUCUUCAUGGCAGCACUGUCUUUACUAAGUUCGACUGCCUUUCUUGGUAUAUGCCUCCUGGGGAUUGUUUAUUACCACAGUGUGCCAAGAGUUUUCGGUGACACGCCACACAUUACAGCUAAUGCCAUCGUCGCCACAAUGGGCGAGAUGAUUGUUGCCUUGCUAUCGGUUCUAACAGCUGGUGGUGCCGUGUGGAAAUUCUGGCAAUGUGGUGCCUUCAGCCCGGCCACUGUCCACCAAAAGUCUGGUAGACAGAAGGUGAUUGUAAAAACAGACAUUGUAGGUGGACAGUCUAUGGAAGGUGUUCUUGAUGACGACAUGAUACGACACGUUAGUCCACAUUGUGUCAUAUCUCUGCGAGCUAACGAUGGCCAGAGAGAAGUUAUCAAAAAAGUGCAAGAUUACUUGCACUCACAAGACGAGCUUAGUUUCACGUUUUCUGACCCCAGCAGUUUACAUGAUGAGCAGGACUUGGGUGUUGAUUCACAAAACUGGAGGAAUGAAGUCAUGGCAGUGACUUCAAGUCAAGAAGCGGAGUUUGAUGACCAAAAUGUCGUUGAAAAAAUUGACGAAAAUAUAAAACAAACUGAAUCUGUGAAACAGACUUAGUUAUGGACUUUGUAGAAAACUCAUUUCUACUCUAACCUGUGGAUUACGUUUUAAGUGUGAAUUGUCUGUGGAAAUGUCAGAAAAGACCAUAAAGUCAAUAUAUUUUUCAGGCCAUAUUACUGAUACUGUACUGUUCGUGUGUUGUGAUAACCUUGCGUUUUUAGUCAAAUAAAGAAUUUUUAAAUACUGUA
This is a messenger RNA of Argiope bruennichi, 1404 nucleotides long. RefSeq lists its product as uncharacterized. Lineage: Eukaryota; Metazoa; Arthropoda; Arachnida; Araneae; Araneidae. The coding region runs from base 308 to 1213 and encodes 301 amino acids. The record is from RefSeq and is a predicted model, not a curated record. Gene Ontology annotation, cellular component: membrane. The transcript is spliced from 2 exons.